CGUUAUGAGUCGCUCUUCACCGACUGAAUAGCAGUGGAAGCUGUAUCCAAUUGGUUGACUGACGGAUUCGUGCUUAGCGAUUCAGGUCACGCCACAAACCCUGUUAUUGAGAUAAACCCGGCAGCGCAUUUUCUGAACGACCCGGGACCCCUGUUGUUUUCUCUUGGGUGUAUUGCUUGGGCGUUGUUUUAUCGUGCGGUGCGGUUCCCCAAGCUGAAGGAUGCGUCGCGAGUACAAGUCACGAGCCGACGGCGUCACAGCGCCGGCAGACGAUUUUUAGCGCCGCGGCACGUGCUGCAUCGACCGAUUGUUGCCUCUCGGCUCGUGCGGGUGGCGAAAAAUUCACUCAGUUAUUUGGGUUCAGAAGUUGGAUUGGUGACGCCGCUCCGGCCGAUCCGGUCGAUUAAGGAAUAUUGGUGUUUGUAUCUAGCGGUGGUGUAACUAUAUCGUGGGGUCUUGAUUUGCCAUCGUUUCUGACUAAACGGAGUUAUCACCCAAACGUUCAAAGCCCGAUUCGUAUUUGACAUUGAUGAAGCCGGAGAUGGACGACCUUCACAUCCCGUUCGCUUAUCGACCUCGCAAGCAGUCAUUGUCGGCCAUCAUCGAACGGAUCGUUCUGGAAAAACAGCGCCAGAAAGAAAGGGCGGUAUUCGAACAACAAUUGUCAAAUCAGAGAAGUGUAAAUGUUCCCAAGGUCGAGCCCUGCGAACUGAUUGAAGACUCUGGAAAUGAUUCUCGGAGUGCGCAAAGCCAAGGCGAUCUUCAAGCUUCGAGUUUUUCUCAGGACGGAGACUCUUCGGCUGCGGAGGCGGGGAGCCAGUUCGGUCCGAAGGCGCCCCAGUCGACCAGCCAGGAGGAGGACGAGGAGCUGGAUGAGGACGAUUCUCCGGAGAGGGAGGACGCCAACAUCGACCCCGAACGGCUCAAGGCGUUCAACCUGUUUGUGAGGCUGUUCGCGGACGAGCACUUGGAUCGGACGGUUCCCAUCAGCAAACAGCCCAAGGAGCGAAUCCAGACCAUCAUCGACUCCUGUAACCGGCAGUUCCCCGAGUUUGAGGACCGCACGCGCAAGAGGCUCCGCACCUACCUCAAGGCGUGUCGCCGCCACAAGAGGCUGAAGGAGCCGCUGACCGUCAGUGAUGUGGCCGGACCGGGGCGGGUGCCCACUGGUCACCUGUCCUCAGCGCAGGCCGAGAUGAUCCUGGCGCAGGCGUGCGAGAACGAGACGAGAAGCGCCAAGCGCCGCCACCUCACCCCGGACGCGGACACCCAGCACCAGGAGGGGCCGCCGCCGCUGAUGCAGCUCGCCUCGCUGAUCCCUCCCGAGUCAUCCGGCGAGUCUGUCAGCACCAGCUCCGUCCCGCCGCUGGAGUCGGCUCCGGCUCCUGCUCCUGCUCCGGGACCUGCUGCGGCUCCUCCGGCUCCUGUCCCGGCCCCGGGAUCUGCUCCGGCUCCUGCUCCGGCCCCCAUGCCGUCUCUGCCGCCGUACCUGACCUCCUCGGGAGCUCCGGGCCCGGCCCCGCCGCCGGUCUCGGCUGCGGAGCGCUCCUACCCGCCGCCUCUGCCGCCUCUGCUCAACCACCUACCGCCCACCAGCGCCGUGUUCCACGCCGACGUGGGACACCUGCUGAGACACGUGCUGCCCGGCCGCGCCGGCGCGCCGCCACCGGCCCCGCCGUCACACAGCGCAGGCGGUGAUCUGUUCUUCCGGAGGGCGCCCCACGCUCCGCUCUCGUUCCCUGAGGCGGUAGCUGUGCGUGCUCUGGUCGACGGCUACCGCCAGUCGGCCGGCCUGCUGCGCCGCACAGCGGACGAACUUGAAGCUCUGAUACCUCACCAUCUGCUAUAGAGGUCGCCCUGGUCGGUGGGUCGGUAUCACGGAGCUAUUUUACGAUAAUAAUCUCGGAUUGCAUGCGACUGUAAAUAGACUGUGAUUAGGUUGGUGUUAUCGUCAUGAACAGCGCGCAAUGUUUGUUAGUCGAAUCAAUAUGUCCUGUGCGCAUGAGAGAUCUGUGAAGUCCGGUUCUGCUGUGCCUCGCUAAUGAUCAGUCAGUCGUGUGUGAUGUUUGCGUCGGAUGUGAAUCUAGCGCUGUGUUACCGCGUGCAUGCCAUUGUAAAUCUGAUUGUGUUCCUGUUCUCAGUUCUAUUUUCUUUUGGACGGUUAUCAGUUCAUCUUAACGAGAUCGAAAAUCAGUUUUACUGUAUGUCUUCAAAUGUUCUUUUUCCUUGUAAAUAUAUGUUUCAAAGGCAA
This is a messenger RNA of Amphibalanus amphitrite, 2251 nucleotides long. Its product is annotated as nucleolar protein 4-like. Bases 530 to 1849 code for a protein of 439 amino acids. Lineage: Eukaryota; Metazoa; Arthropoda; Thecostraca; Balanomorpha; Balanidae. The record is from RefSeq and is a predicted model, not a curated record. The transcript is spliced from 8 exons.